CGCUUACAGCCUCCCAACUCCAACCAACGACGACAUACUCCGUGCCUUCGAGCUUUUUUUUUUUUUUUUGACAUAGAGCUGGCCCGUCUCACCCCGCCCUUUCGGUGAGUACCGUGAAUCGAAGCCUUUAAGAGAAGCCUGCUAGAGCCACGAUUCCUACCCCUUGCGACGAGUAUCGACGAGUCUCCGACACACCGGAAACGACCGAUUGCGCUCCUCACUCUAAACCAUCCAUCGCCAUCACCGCCUGCGCCUUCUAAUCGAAUCGCAUUCAGCUAGCGGAUCUUACAAGAGGAGGAUUAUCUUGGGACUCUAGUUUGCGCUUCGGAGAAUAAUCCUGUUAUUCUAAGCCCGAAAUGGCCAACCCACUCGACACCGACGCCGGCACCGAGCUGUUCAAGCACUAUGAAACCGAAUUCCAGCUGGUCCAGGCAGAUCUGGUGCAGAAGCUCGACCAGAUUUCGGAGCUGUCAGGGGAGCCGAGGAAGGCGGCAAUGAGCGCGGCGGAGCGGGCGCUGGAAGAGACGGGCGAGCUGCUCGACCAGAUGCAGAUGGAGAAGCAGAACAUGCCCUCGGCACAGCGGGCCGCCAUCAAUCGGCGAUUGCGCGACUACAAGACGGAUGUGGAUGGCUAUCGGCGGAGGCUGCGUACCCUGGCGGAUGACAAGAGCGCUCUGUUCGGAGCCCGGUACUCGGACAACCCGAGCUCCUCGUCAAGGGACGCUCACUAUGAGCAAAGGCAGCAGUUGCUGUCAGGGACUGAGCGGCUGGACCGCAGCACACAGCGACUCAGGGCCAGCCAGGCGUUGGCAAACGAGACCGAGGCGAUCGGAGCCAGCACGCUCGCACAGCUGCAACAGCAGCGCGAGACCAUCGAGCACACCACCAGCGUCCUCUAUGAGAGCGAAGGCUAUGUCGACCGCAGCAUCAAGAGCCUCAAAGGGAUUGCCCGUAGGAUGGCCACGAAUCGGAUAAUCACCGUUGCCAUUAUUACGGUUUUGGUUCUUCUUAUCAUUGCGGUCAUUUUCAGCAAGUUCAAAUGAAUCAUAUUGGUUUUCAGCAAGCGGGUCUAUUUUACAUGCCGAGGUUCGGCAGUUCGGACGAGAUGAGAGUAUUCGGAGCGUGUUGGAAUGGAGAAGGCCCGAGUCCAACGAGACCUGCCAACCGGAAGAGAGGUAGCAGCUCGACUCCCGGGCUCACUGACCUACGCAAUGUAAUAAUUGUCCCUGGACAAUGCUGAAGUGAACCAGUCGACCGUAUGUUGCAUCUUCUGCUAGGAAAACAUACUCGGGCUUGUUGAACAGGCGCUUCGACGUCCUGCCCGAUUGGUACUUGAAAACAGUCGCUGAUUAGGACCCAGUUGAAGUGUUCAGAAUGAAACUGUUCAG
Molecule: messenger RNA, 1388 nt
Organism: Thermothelomyces thermophilus ATCC 42464
Lineage: Eukaryota; Fungi; Ascomycota; Sordariomycetes; Sordariales; Chaetomiaceae
Exons: 3
Coding region: 357-1043 (228 amino acids)
Biological process (GO): vesicle fusion with Golgi apparatus; Golgi to vacuole transport; macroautophagy
Cellular component (GO): endoplasmic reticulum membrane; SNARE complex; Golgi apparatus
Molecular function (GO): SNAP receptor activity; SNARE binding
Source: RefSeq, a predicted model, not a curated record